Molecule: messenger RNA, 579 nt
Organism: Charadrius vociferus (killdeer)
Lineage: Eukaryota; Metazoa; Chordata; Aves; Charadriiformes; Charadriidae
Gene: TERF2IP
Product: telomeric repeat binding factor 2, interacting protein
Exons: 3
Coding region: 1-579 (192 amino acids)
Biological process (GO): regulation of DNA-templated transcription; telomere maintenance via telomere lengthening
Cellular component (GO): shelterin complex
Molecular function (GO): telomeric repeat DNA binding
Source: RefSeq, a predicted model, not a curated record
AUGGAAAAACUCAGGCGCUACUUCGCGUUCCCGAAGUCGCCUUCGCGUCCCCGGCCCGAGCCCCGACGGACGGAGGAGCCGGCACAGAGCACGGGUCUGUUCGAGGCAGCUAACCGGGAGUUCGAAAGCACGGAGUCAGGAAGUGACACUUCGGACAUUUCAGAAGAACUUUCUGCUCAAGGUGGAGAGGGAAAGUCCCCAGGAGAAGCAGCAUCUGGUUUGAAAACUGGACCAGAGGACUCUGCUCUCCCUGACACUCAAUUACAAAGGGAAGAAAGACCAACAAGCACUUGCUCUUCUUCCAGUGUGGUGGGAGAAGUAGUAAAAACUAUGCAGCACUUCAUGGAGGAGUUCGGCAUGGACCUGUUCACUGUUACACAGGCCUUUCUGAAAAACACUGGUGAAGUGGAAACUACUUUGUACUUUCUGCAGACGGGGCAGCGCUUGGAUGGGUACCCUGUAUGGAGCAGAGAGGAUGAUUUGGAAUUGCAAAAAGAUGAUGAAUGUGUCAGAAAUAAAUUAAUAGCAAAAUUUGGAGCUGAAAAUGUAGCAAAGCGGGUAGCAUUUAGGAAAAGUUAA